UACAUUUACCUCAUUUACUGAAAAUACGCAUGGAUGUAAAAAAACAACUGAAGAACAACCAUGAACAAAAUAUUCAUCUUUUUCCUUCUUGCUUUUUCGACAAAGUUAAACUGCGAACAAAGAGGGACCUACUUUUCGGAACUGGACAAAAAAGAAAACAAAUAUCCAUUAGCAAUAUCUUAUGACGAUGUUGCUACUGUUUUGUGGUGUGGUGUCAAGUGUUUAAAUGAUAAUUGCUGUGCUCAGUUUCUGUAUGACAAAAUAAGCAAGCAUUGUAUCGGAGUCCAUAAUUUUGAGAAAGGUUUUAUUUCCUUUUCCCAAAUCUUCGGUUUGUCGGAUAAAACAGAAUUGUACAGAAAAGGUUGUGGUCUUGGUUGGACAGAGUUCAAAAGUCAUUGCUAUUUUUAUGGACAACAACAAGUUACAUGGCUAGAUGCCAAGUUGGAGUGUCAGAACAUGUGCUCCUAUCUAGUAGAGAUUGAAGCCAAAGAAGAGGCAGACUGGUUGGCAAUGACGUUUCUAAAGAAAGAUGACUGUCCUACAGGUAUCUUCAAACAUUGCACAGCAUGGACAGGGGGUAACGACCUUGACAAUGAAGGUCAAUACGUGUGGGACCAUUCGAACACGUCCAUGGUCUUUACCAACUGGUAUAAGAACGAACCCAGCAUAUUAACUCCCUCCCAAGGAUUGACACGCGACUGUAUAGACAUUCUUAGAAAUGGUAAAUGGAAUGACAAGUCCUGUUCAUUUCUAAGCGCGUUUAUUUGUGAAAAAUAGAUUGGUUAACAUUAGGGAAUUAUUGAUUGAAAUAAAAAGAAACGCAAUGGCGUUGAUGUUUAAUGAUGGUGAGUGCUUUAACUUCGUUAAUUAUCAUUUUAAUAUUCCAUGUGGUCAAUUUCCUUAGAUUGCCAUUUUUAAGGCUCGUUAAUAUGUAAAAAAGUUGUGGUUUUAUUAGCAAUAGAUAUUCAGCAUUUGUAAAAUGUUUGAACUUGUCUAUAUGUUUAAGUAUGUACAAUAUACCAUCAAUAUAAAGGGUGAUUCUGAUUACCUUUUUUUUUUAAUUAUUAUUUUUUGAUAAAUGUUCUCUUCAAACAAAUUGUAAUAUUUCUUAAAAUAAAUAAUAGUCAGUGGUAAUAACUUUUCAGCGUAUUUAUCUAAAAUGAUAUUUUAGAUAUUGGAAGUGGAAAGAAUUAGGAAAAACAAUGUUCAGAAUUUAGAUAAAAUGUCAACCCAUUCAUCAUGAAAACACAAAAAGUUCCUUUAAUUAUUUAGUUACAUGAUGUGAUUCGACAAGCAAAGUUAUUAACACGCAGGUGUUUGGUUAUGAAGCAGACAAUGUUAUCGGAACUAGGCAUAUUUUUUAACAAGAAGUGAUUCUGUCUUAAUAUUUGUACUAUAUAUUAGGAUAAGAAAUUUGAUAUAAACACUUAUUUGUUCUCUUUGAUAACAAUGGCUGGCUCCAAUGAAAUUGAUAAUUUUUUGUUUUUAUCUUCCUUAUGCAACUUACAUCUAACAACAUACAUAUGCUUGUAAUAUGAUAGUUUAUUUAAUACAAAUCGAUCAAAGGACUUUACAGAACAAUUGUACAGCUACGGAAUAAUUCAGUGGAUAUAGCUUUAUCAUGUCAUAUAUUAUGUUCUUGACAACUUAGGAAUGCACAUCGUUGUUAUAAAUGUAUCUCCACAGUUUAGAAUAAAGGAUUUUAGAGUUAAAAAGGCAAUGUUGCAAUAAGUCAACAUGAAGAAACCUAAUUACGUUUCAAAUCAGCUCUAUUGCAUGCACUUUUAAUAACGGUAAUAUACAUCAAAAUUAAAAUAGAAUAAAAAAAAACAGAGUGUGGUUUUUUAUAGGCAUAAGAUACAUUUCUUAGUGGUUAAAAUUUAACAGUUUAUCAAAUCAAAUGAAAGAUGUUUUCAGUGUGUCCCCUUUAAUAUGACAGUGAAUGCUAUUUGAUA
This is a messenger RNA of Magallana angulata, 1955 nucleotides long. Its product is annotated as perlucin-like protein. Gene Ontology annotation, molecular function: signaling receptor activity. The record is from RefSeq and is a predicted model, not a curated record. The coding region runs from base 61 to 777 and encodes 238 amino acids. Gene Ontology annotation, biological process: intracellular signal transduction. NCBI's taxonomy places the organism in Eukaryota, Metazoa, Mollusca, Bivalvia, Ostreida, Ostreidae. The transcript has 4 exons.